Ustilaginoidea virens is the source of this 552-nucleotide messenger RNA. RefSeq lists its product as uncharacterized. The transcript has 8 exons. Gene Ontology annotation, cellular component: cytoplasm. Gene Ontology annotation, biological process: positive regulation of cytoplasmic translation. Gene Ontology annotation, molecular function: translation regulator activity; zinc ion binding; single-stranded RNA binding. NCBI's taxonomy places the organism in Eukaryota, Fungi, Ascomycota, Sordariomycetes, Hypocreales, Clavicipitaceae. The record is from RefSeq and is a predicted model, not a curated record. The coding region runs from base 1 to 552 and encodes 183 amino acids.
AUGGACUUCGCCCCCAACUCCGGCGCUCCCAACCGUGGAGCCUGCUAUUCCUGCGGCAACCCUGGACACCAGGCCCGCGACUGUCCUUCCAAAGGCCCGGCUAAGUGCUAUAACUGCGGAGGCGAGGGUCACAUGAGCCGCGAUUGCUCCGAACCCAUGAAAGACAACAAGUCAUGUUACAAAUGCGGCCAAGCCGGUCACAUUUCUCGCGAAUGCCCCUUGGGUGGUGGCGGCGGUGCCGCUGGUGGACAAUCGACGGAGUGCUACAAGUGCGGCGAGAUGGGCCACAUUGCUCGCAACUGCCCCAAGGCCGGCGGAAACUACGGUGGCGGCUCCUACGGUGGCGGCAUGGGUGGCGGCGCUGGCAAGACCUGCUAUUCUUGCGGUGGCUACGGCCACAUGUCGCGAGAGUGUGUCAACGGGAUGAAGUGCUACAACUGCGGAGAGUCUGGUCACUACUCCCGAGACUGCCCCAAGGAAUCCUCUGGAGGCGAGAAGAUCUGCUACAAAUGCCAGCAAGCCGGCCACGUUCAGUCCGCAUGCCCCAACUAA